AUGCAGCUCAGCAGCCUGGUCCUGACCCUGGCUGCGGCCAUCUCCACCGUCGCCGCCUACCCCAUCACCGCCGACGACGUCAACUGCCGCAGCGGCCCCGACACGAGCUUCGAGUCGGUCAAGACGUACAAGAUCAACACCGACGUCAACAUCACCUGCCAGACCUACGGCCAGAGCAUCUUCGGCAACUCCAUCUGGGACAAGACCAGCGACGGCUGCUACGUCUCGGACUACUACGUCAAGACGGGCUCCAACGACCUGGUGACCGAGGAGUGCCCGAUCGAGGGCGGCGACGGCGGCUCGCAGUACAACGGCCCCAUCAACCGCACCGAGAUCAUCGAGCGCGGGCGGUACUGGGUCUCGCUCGGGGUGCCCUACUCCAUGACCAAGACGUACCCGGACCAGCAGGGGCGCAUGUACCGCACCGACUGCUCGGGCUUCGUGUCCAUGGCCCUGCACGCCAACGCCCCCGGCUACAACACCGUCAGCCUGCCGGAGAUCGCCAAGGCCAUCGAGUGGGCCGACCUCACGCCCGGCGACUUUGUCGGCACCCUGGGCGAGGGCACCGCCGGUGCCGCCGGCCACGUCACCCUCUUCCUCUCGUGGGCGGACGACGCCCACAAGGCUUACAACACGCUCGAGUGCCGCGGCACCUACGGUUGCGUCGAAUACAAGCGCAACGUUGGCUGGACGAGCGGCGGCUUUACGGCCAAGCCCUACCGGUACACCCGUGUGAUCUAA
Chaetomium fimeti is the source of this 741-nucleotide messenger RNA. RefSeq lists its product as uncharacterized. Bases 1 to 741 code for a protein of 246 amino acids. The transcript has a single exon. The record is from RefSeq and is a predicted model, not a curated record. NCBI's taxonomy places the organism in Eukaryota, Fungi, Ascomycota, Sordariomycetes, Sordariales, Chaetomiaceae.